AUGGAGGCCUUGACCUUGGGUGCGACCGACUUAUCACGGUUCGACGCAUUCUCCAUCAUCUCCGUCGGCUAUAAAACAGUUAGCGACCAUACAAUCACCGUGGACGUGCUCUAUCCCAAGAUGUUGAACGAACCAGCGCAGCAGCAGUUACUCUCCGUCCCCCGACCAGUCCUACUUCGCUAUCAUGGUGGCGGCCUUAUUGCGGGCUACAGUCUCUUCCCUCCAUUUUUCAGCCCGUGGUAUCUCGAACUAGCGCAGGAAUACUCAGCCAUCAUCGUUUCUCCAAAUUACCGACUGUUGCCGGAGUCUUCUGUGCCGGAUGUGCUUGAGGACGUGGAAGACCACUGGCAAUGGAUGCAUCAAUCGCUUCCCACCCUACUGCAGCGAGAAACAAAUGGUACCGUGAAGGCCGAUCUGAGCCGGAUAAUGACAAUUGGUGACAGUGCUGGCGGCUAUCUCAGUUUGCAUAUGGGUUUAAGUCACCCAGACGAGAUUCGAGCGGUCAAUGCCGUUUAUCCUAUGGUCAACCCGAAAGCAUCCUACUUCAACAAUGGCCAGGAGCGACCUGUACUCAACCUCCCGGCUUAUCCACCGGAUACUCUGAGAUUACACCUAGACAGUAUUAGGAGACAGGAGGGAGUUACGCAAAAGCCUGUGAUUGUAUCCGCUGCCGCUGACGCUGAUCGAUUCCGCUUAAUGUUUGCGGCAUGCCAGCAUGGUCAGAUAGGCCAACUUUUCCCAGCAGCUCCCAAUAGUCCCUAUCUCCUUGGAAGACUCGAUGCUGGGGCACAGUUUCCACGCGGUGGAGUCUUGAUACUCCAUGGACGGGAUGACAGUGUGGCCCCUGUUGAGGAGAGCUACAUGUUACAAAGAAAACUUGCCCAUGUUGACCCUAGCCUCAACUUUCGACUUGUCGUGCGGGAUGGAGAGCAUGGAUUUGACCACCUGGCCAAGCUACAUGAUGGUUGGCUGUGGGAUGCAAUUCAAGACAUUGUUAGAUCCUGGCUUGACUAA
Messenger RNA from Aspergillus welwitschiae, 1014 nucleotides. Its product is annotated as alpha/beta hydrolase. Gene Ontology annotation, molecular function: hydrolase activity. Lineage: Eukaryota; Fungi; Ascomycota; Eurotiomycetes; Eurotiales; Aspergillaceae. The record is from RefSeq and is a predicted model, not a curated record. Bases 1 to 1014 code for a protein of 337 amino acids. The transcript has a single exon.